AUGACGAAUCAUGCCCCGCUGGGCCACGCCGCCAGCCAAACCCGCAAUACUGUCCCCACCGAGACGUCCAGUUUCUCGCAAAACGGUUGGGAUCGAAGUUAUGGGACUAUCACAGAAAAUAAUAACGAUCACGUCACGCCGUCAUUAUUUGGCGCCAAGUCUCCAGGCGUCGCCCGUAUCGAAGCCAUCAACGCCCAGCUGACGAGGAGAGACCGCAUUUUUAUCUUUAUCGGUAUAUUCCUGGUUGGAUAUGCCUACGGUCUCGAUAGCCAAGUUCGAUACGCAUACCAGUCCCAUGCGACGUCGAGCUUCGGCCAGCACUCCCUGCUCGCGGCGGUGAAUGUGGUUCGCAGUGUCAUCGCGGUCGCCGCUCACCCCGCAGCUGCAAGAAUCGCCGAUGUCUUUGGUCGGUUUGAGAUUGUUGGCGUGUCGAUGGCGUUCUAUGUUGUUGGCACCAUUAUCGAAAGCAGUGCUUCAUCCAUUGAAAUGUUUUGCCUUGGCACAGUGACCUACCAAAUCGGGUACACAGGCAUUCUGUUGCUCGUCGAGAUCAUUCUCUCGGACAUCACCUCGAUGCGGUCAAGGGUAUUGUUCAGCUAUCUGCCAGCCACGCCAUACAUCGUCAACACCUGGAUCAGCGGCAGUAUCACCUCCGCGGUACUGGCGCGAACAUCCUGGAGAUGGGGCAUAGGCAUGUGGGCAAUUAUUUAUUCUGUGUGCUCACUGCCUCUUCUCUGGUCUUUAUUCUAUACUGGACGUCGAGCCCAAAAGAGCGGUGCACUGGAUAUGUACCCCAGUCCCAUGCAGUUCCUUGGGAUGCGUCGAUUUGGCACAGAUCUUUUUCACCAGUUGGACGUGAUAGGAAUCAUUUUGAUCAUCCUCGCUUUUGGGUUUAUUCUUGCGCCGCUGACCGUCGCCGGUGGAACGGCUUUGCAUUGGCAGAAACCGUAUAUCACUGCCCCCCUCGCCGUGGGCUUACUGUGUAUUCCUGCAUUCAUCCUCUGGGAGAUGAAAGGCGCAAGACAUCCAUUGACGCCAUUCCAUCUGCUGAAGGAUCGUGGUGUCUGGGCUGCGCUCGCCAUACGAUGUCUGUUGAAUUUCUCCUGGUAUCUCCAGGCUGACUACCUCUACACCGUCCUGAUCGUGGCCUUUGAUUUUACUGUCGCCGCCGCAACAAGAGUCCAAUCCUUCUACUCAUUCUUCGGUCUGAUCAGCGGACUCAUAACGGGCCUGGUUAUCUACAAAGUGCGGAGACUGAAGUACUUCAUUGUGGCCGGCACGUGUCUCUUCAUGGCCGCAUACGGCCUAGUCCUCCAUUUCCGAGGUGGUGCCUCCGAAAGCUCCAAAGCAGGUGUCAUUGGAGCCCAAGUCCUCUUGGGUCUGGCCGGCGGCUUCUUCGCAUAUCCCACCCAAGCAUCCGUCCAAGCGGCCACAAAACACGAACACAUGGCCGUUCUCACGGGGAUCUACCUCGCGUCAUAUAACGUGGGAAGCGCACUGGGGACCUGUGUCUCCGGAGCAAUCUGGACUCAGACGCUGUAUCCAACGUUGAAAGAAAACCUCUCGUUCCAGUCCAACGCAACACUCGCAAAAGCGGUGUACGGGUCUCCGUUCGAGGUUGUUCCUUCCUAUCCGAUCGGGACGCCGGAGAGGAGUGGCAUAAUUGUGAGCUACAGACAUGUUCAGAAGAUUCUUUGCAUAGCGGGUAUUUGUCUUGCGGCGCCAAUGAUAUUGUUGGCUUUUGUUCUGAGAGAUCCACGGUUGUCGAAGGAGCAGAGCCAGCCUGAUGCCGAGAUAGAUGCGAGAGAUACAUAG
Molecule: messenger RNA, 1815 nt
Organism: Penicillium riverlandense
Lineage: Eukaryota; Fungi; Ascomycota; Eurotiomycetes; Eurotiales; Aspergillaceae
Gene: sit1
Product: putative siderochrome-iron transporter Sit1
Exons: 1
Coding region: 1-1815 (604 amino acids)
Biological process (GO): intracellular iron ion homeostasis; transmembrane transport
Cellular component (GO): endosome; vacuolar membrane
Molecular function (GO): siderophore-iron transmembrane transporter activity
Source: RefSeq, a predicted model, not a curated record